Debaryomyces tyrocola is the source of this 630-nucleotide messenger RNA. The record is from the annotation of a GenBank genome assembly. Lineage: Eukaryota; Fungi; Ascomycota; Pichiomycetes; Serinales; Debaryomycetaceae.
AUGGUGCAUUGGAUCAUAUCGGACUUGCCGUUAAUUUCAAUCGGAAUUUUCACAUGUAUUUAUGCAUUUGUUUUUUACUCGUUUGUUCCUUCAUCUCCUUGGAUGAUGGUUUCUGCUUUUGUUUUCAUUCUAAAUACAUCCCUCGUUAUGGCUAUAAUAACUGAGCACUACAAACAAAAGAUGAAAGUUUAUGACGAAAAAUUAGAAAAAAUGGUUAUUCCUGAAAUCAUAGAGAAUAGGCCUUUUAAGGAAACAAAUGCGAUGCAAAAAGACGAAAUAUUAGCAAUCAUAUUAAGAAAUGUGAACGCUAAAUUCGUAUCCACCAUGAAGAAACAAUAUACUUUUAAGAACAUAGAUCAGUUAGUGAAAUUCCAUGAUUCUAUUGUUGCAGGAUUUUCUAAGAGGUAUUUUGAAAAUUAUAAGGAUUUACCGCUCGAAGACAUUCAAGGCUGGGAUAGAAUGUUAUUAGUCGCUAAGAACAUUCAAGACGAAGAUUUGAAGGAUGUCUAUGCUGACAUGGUUUCACCAGAAAUAAUUCAGAAAUACAGCAAUAUCAGGCCCACUAUUCAAGAAAAUGGACUGGCCACGAACGAGAACUAUAAUUCUGUAUUUCAAAUGAAAGCAUUAUGA